Molecule: messenger RNA, 1020 nt
Organism: Penicillium bovifimosum
Lineage: Eukaryota; Fungi; Ascomycota; Eurotiomycetes; Eurotiales; Aspergillaceae
Product: recombinase DMC1
Exons: 7
Coding region: 1-1020 (339 amino acids)
Biological process (GO): DNA repair; DNA strand invasion; DNA recombinase assembly
Cellular component (GO): nucleus; condensed nuclear chromosome
Molecular function (GO): ATP binding; DNA strand exchange activity; ATP hydrolysis activity
Source: RefSeq, a predicted model, not a curated record
AUGCCAGGCUCCGUGGGAAGUGAUGAAUUCGACGACGACGGCGAGGCUUUCAUCGUGGACAUUGACAGUAUACAAGCCCAUGGCAUUGGCGCAGCUGACAUCACCAAGCUGAAGGCCAACGGAUUCUACACUGUCGCUUCCGUCCAUGGUGCCACUCGCAAGACCCUCUCGAAAAUCAAAGGCUUUAGCGAGAUCAAGGUUGAGAAAGUCAAAGAAGCAAUCCAGAAAUGCCUACCCUCCGCCUCGGGUUUCAUCACAGCCAUGGAACUCCACCACCAGCGCAAGAAGGUCGUACGCAUCUCAACUGGCAGCAAACAAUUCGACUCAAUCCUCGGCGGCGGCUUCCAAAGCAUGAGCAUCAGUGAAGUCUUCGGCGAGUUCCGCUGCGGCAAAACCCAGCUGGCGCACACCAUGUCCGUAGUCGCUCAACUACCCAAGGCAGAUGGCGGAGCAGAUGGGAAAGUAGCCUAUAUCGAUACAGAGGGCACGUUUCGUCCCGAGCGGAUUGCGCAAAUCGCCGAACGAUUCGGCAUGGACCCGGGCACUGCACAGGAGAACAUUUCCUAUGCGCGUGCGCUGAACAGUGAGCACCAACUCGAGCUGCUGAAUACCCUUUCUCAGGCAUUUUCUGGUGGUGAGUACAGAUUGCUGGUCAUUGACAGUAUCAUGAACUGCUUCCGGGUUGAUUACUGUGGGCGUGGGGAGUUGGCGGAUCGGCAGCAGAAGCUGAACCAGUUUUUGAUGAAGCUGGCGCAUAUGGCUGAAGAGUUCAACGUUUGCGUCUUGAUGACAAACCAGGUCCAGAGUGACCCUGGUGCUAGUGCUCUUUUCGCUGGAGCUGAUGGUCGUAAGCCUGUUGGUGGACAUGUUCUUGCUCACGCUUCCACUACUCGGGUGCUUCUUCGGAAGGGUCGUGGUGAUGAGCGUGUUGCGAAGAUCCAGGAUUCGCCUGACUGCCCUGAGCGUGAAGCAAUCUAUAUCAUUACCAAUGGUGGUAUCAAUGAUCCUGACAAGGUUUGA